Messenger RNA from Salvelinus sp. IW2-2015, 2164 nucleotides. Its product is annotated as GTPase IMAP family member 7-like. The record is from RefSeq and is a predicted model, not a curated record. Lineage: Eukaryota; Metazoa; Chordata; Actinopteri; Salmoniformes; Salmonidae. Gene Ontology annotation, molecular function: GTP binding.
UAUAGAGGAAGGAGUGAGGUAUAGUCACGUCCGUUAUUAUUGCCUCGGUGUGUGUAGAAUAUUAUUACCUUGGUGUGUGUAGAAUAUCGGAGAUAAAGAAUGACUGAAAGAAUGGCUGAGGACGAGCUUGUUCCCUUGGUAGCCCAAGACAAGACCUCCUCUACUGAUUUGUUUAGGAUUGUUCUGGUGGGUAAGACUGGAGCAGGGAAGAGUGCAACCGGAAACACCAUCCUGGGGAAAAAGGUGUUUGAAGUGAACGCCUCUCUUAAUUCUGUGACAGACAAGUGUUACAAAACAAUUGGAGAGGUGUGUGGGAUGCCGGUACAUAUUGUUGACACUCCUGGCAUCUUCGACACAGUGAAGACGGAUGAAGAAGUGAAAAAGACAGUAGGGGAGUGUGUCAACAUGUCUGUUCCGGGACCCCACGCAUUCCUGCUGGUGAUCAGGCUGGGGGGAAGGUUCACAGAGGAGGAGAGGAACACCGUGAAGUGGAUCCAGGAGAACUUUGGAGAGGACGCCUCCAUGUACACCAUCUUGCUGUUCACCUGUAAAGAUCAGCUGAAUGGUCAAGAAGUGGUCAACGUUCUGAGAAAGUCCAAGGAUGUACAGAAACUUCUCAACACCUGUGGGGGCAGAUAUCACUCGUUCAAUAACAACGAUAAAGACCCCACUCAGGUUACAGAGCUUCUGGAGAAAAUAAAAGAAAUGGUGGAGAAUAAUGGAGGAAAUUACUACACCAAUGACAUGUAUGAGAAAGCUCAGAAAAAGAUCAAAGAGGAGGAGGAGAAGAGGAAAGCGGAGGAAGAAAAGCAGAGGCAGGAGCAGGAAAGAAUCAUAGAGCAAAGAAUAAGACAUGAGAUAGUAGAGAAGGGGAGGAGAAAGCUAAUGUUCCGUAUGAUAUUGCUUGUUGCUAUUCUGUUAAUCAUAGGAGGGGUGCUUUUAGUAGCUACUAUAGGGGGAACAGUGGCAAAAGCUAUUGGAAUAACAGUAAUUGUUGUAGGAGUAGCAGGUGUCAUAAUAGCAGGUGUCAUAAUAGCUAAGAUUUUCAAGACACAAAGAAGUGGAGCUGGCACACUUGCCUCAGUGUAAAAUUGGGCCUGUUCCAGACAAACCUGGCACCUAUGAACCUAAUGAGAGCCAGGCGGAGCUGUGCCCUUGCAGCUUUGGUUUUUCCAAAUUUUUUAUUAUAAUGAAUUUCUUUGGUCCACAUACAUUUGUCCAACAACACAAGUAAUCAACCGCAAAAUCAGACAACCCCAUUGUGGAAUAGUUUACCUAUUCAAUUGGUCAGCUUGUCGCAUUCUAUGUGAGAAAAUAAUAUUUAUCUUGAGGCGCUUUCAAAUUGAGAGUGCCACAAGAAAAGAAACUUGCAUGCCCCAGUCAUUGCACAACAUUCAGCUUUGAUGGCUACUGUUAAAAAGAGGAGGAUCUCAGCUUUCUAGUGCUUCUACAUUUUAUUUCUGAACUCCAGAAAAUGUGCGGACUGCACCCUUUUAAAACCAGAGUUUUUAGCAACAGCAGGGAUGAUCUGUUUUAGAGCUCGCCAAUGGCGUUGAAUGCAUAGGGGAGACCGAUGCUAUAUGUAACUUGAAUGAGUGCCAGUGUAAUGUUUUUUUGGGGACAUUCAAUUCAUCAAUAUGUUGCUAACUAGCAAUAAGAUAAGGUUUAUAGUUUGUGAUCUAGCUAAUGAUAUAGCCACUAUGCUGCAUCAGUUGGGCUACAGGUAAUACUUGUUAUUGAUAAAUACCACACCUGCUUGCUAAUAUGGACCAAUAUGUUAUUGGAUCAUUUCUGGAGGGGGUAUUUAUAUUUUAGAUGGUGACAGCAUAAUUGCAUUUUUAUUCAUUUUGGAGUAGAAUCCUUUUUGAAAAGUCACCAGAACGGACCUUCGUUCUACAAAACGUUUUUAGGUCCCUCCGCGACCUUGUCACCAUUGCUACAAAUAAAUCCAGGGAAACACUUACCAAAAACAACUUUGUCCAAUUAUUCUUUAGUCCUUUAACAGUGCCUUCAUUUUCAUAAAAUAAUAAUGAAAAUAUUUUGGGUGUAGAAGCUUAAAUAGCAAUGAAGUUACCAAAUAAACAUCCCUGUGUGUCCAUUUUUAUUUUUUUAUUUAACCUUUAUUCAACUAGGCAAGUCAGUUAAGAACAGAUUCUUAUUUACA